UAGUUCAUUGCUUUGCUGGACAAUCUCGGAGUGCUUCUAUGGUUAUUGCGUAUCUGAUGAGGAUGGAAAUGCUCUCCGGGAAAGAAGCUUUAGCAUCAUUGAGACAAUGCGCUCAGGCUAGUCCCAAUCCUGGCUUCUUAAAACAGUUAGAUUUGUUUGAGAGAAUGAACUUCAAAGUCGACCGUUCCAGCCCUAUUUACAAGCACUUCCGUCUAAAAGCUUUAGGUUACUUAUAUAGCAAGGAUAAGAAAUUUGAUAGAUUGAAGUUGAGAGCUGAUCCGGAAAUAAUGUCGAAUGAGAGUAGUGGUAGUACGUACCAUUGCAAGAAGUGCAAGAGAAUUUUGUUUUUUCAAGAGCAAGUUAUUGAUCAUACUCCAGGUGAGGCUGAUUCAGAGUUCGAUGACAUGUUCAAAAACAUGAUAGGAGAGGUUCGCAACAAGAACCCCGGUGAUCCGAACCAAUGUACUUCCAUAUUCGUAGAGCCUAUCGUAUGGAUGAACACAGUGGAAGAUUUUGUGUCUGAAGGGAAGUUAUUGUGUCCUAAGUGUAGCGCUAAGGUUGGAAGCUUUGACUGGUCGGGGAGUUAUUGUAGCUGUGGAAGCAAGAUUGUUCCGGCGUUUCAACUUCAGAUGAGCCGCGUCGAUGUUAUCACUGUGAAAGAUGGCGUGAAGAAGAAGAAGAACAACAAGCAUGAUAAGAGAAGAGUCUAA
Camelina sativa (false flax) is the source of this 710-nucleotide messenger RNA. The record is from RefSeq and is a predicted model, not a curated record. NCBI's taxonomy places the organism in Eukaryota, Viridiplantae, Streptophyta, Magnoliopsida, Brassicales, Brassicaceae.